Molecule: messenger RNA, 2206 nt
Organism: Pristis pectinata (smalltooth sawfish)
Lineage: Eukaryota; Metazoa; Chordata; Chondrichthyes; Rhinopristiformes; Pristidae
Gene: glod4
Product: glyoxalase domain containing 4
Source: RefSeq, a predicted model, not a curated record
GACAGGCACUGUUCCGGGGUCGCCAUGGUGCUGGGCAGGGCGCUGCAUUUUGUGUUUAAAGUGGGUGAUCGUAGUCGCAGCACCAGGUUUUACAGGGAUGUCUUGGGCAUGAAGGUCCUGAGGCAUGAGAGUUUGAAGAAGGCUGCAAAGCAAGUUGCAAUGGGUGAGUUAAAGCCUUUGCGUUGCUUGCCGUACGAUGGCAAAUGGAGCAAGACCAUGAUUGGCUAUGGUACCGAGGACACUCACUUUGUGUCUGAGAUAACUUAAUAUGGAGUGGGUGAAUAUCGCUUGGGGAAUGACUUCCUGGGAAUUACCCUUCAGUCAAGUGAGGCAGUGAGCAAUGCCAAGAAGCAGGGACAGCCAUUGACCGAAACUCAGGACGGAGUGUUUGUAACUGAGGCCCCGGGGGGAUACAAAUUCUAUUUGGUGGAUAAGGAGCAACCGCAGACAGAUCCGGUGCAGAAGGUAACCCUGGCUGUAUCAGACCUCCAGCGCGCCAUUAAGUACUGGUGCGAUUUACUUGGGAUGAAGCUCUACGAGAAGAAUGACGCCAAAAAGCAGGUCCUGCUGGGAUACGCAGAUGAUCAGUGCAAGCUGGAACUACAGGAUAUCGGGUGCCCUGUCGAUCACGCCACAGCCUAUGGAAGAAUUGCAUUCUCUUGUCCGAGGGAGCAGUUGCCAGGUGUAGAGACCCAGAUGAGGAAAGAGAAGCAAAAGAUCUUGACACCGCUGGUGAGCCUGGAGACACCAGGGAAAGCAACAGUGGAGGUGGUGAUCCUAGCAGAUCCAGAUGGCCAUGAGAUCUGCCUCGUGGGCGAUGAGGCGUUCUGUGAACUCUCCAAGGUGGAUCCCGGUGCUGACAAACUACUGGACGACGCCAUAGCAUCAGACAAAAGCAACGAAUGGUUUGCCAAACAUCGUAAGCAAAAGCCGUCUGCGUGAAGGGGCUGGAGUUGCUCAGGCAUGGAUCUCGCUGAUAGUACAAUUUUUUUGGGAGGGGGUGGGGGGGGGGGGGGGGGGGAGAACACUCCGCUUCUCUGCUUCUAGUUUCUGCAGCAGGAUGUCCCUGACGUGGAAAAUGGUCACCGGAGACUUCCACCACCAAACAUGUUCUUUGAAGCAAAUAAACCUGCUCCCUCUUCCUGCUGAAAUUGUCCACUGCUUUGAAAUAAAGGCCGGUUGUAGUUACAGUGAUUAGUGGAAAAGUUGAUCUGGUAGCUCUGCUCUGUGUUACUGUUGCUUCCUGUCAUUGACUUCACUUUAUUGGUCUUGAUAAUUGUCAGUGGUGACUGUGUGCAGGUGCAUGGGCUCUCUCGAGUCUGAAGCUUUGGGCUUUUUCCCAAGAGAUAAUAGAGCAAAUGAGCCCAAUUUUACAUCCUAUGCUCCCUAUGUUCAUAUCUCACGCAACCACUAGUUAUCACUUCCAACCGACAGUGGCUUGCCUUCUGGAUUGUUUUUCAACCGGUGGGAGUGGAAAUCUAAAGAUUGGGAUACAGAGGAACGGGGAAACUGCCACACAGUUUGUGGAUAUUUACUCAGGGUUAUUGUGACUUAGGAGAUCAAGGGGGAGGUAAAUGGGGAUGACGGGUCAGUGUGGUGCCUGUGCUUGUUACCACUGGGGCAGUGAGGAGCACAAGUGUUGGGACCCACAUGCAAAGCACACCAUGUGGAGGCUUUGGCGAGCAGAGUCAUUGAAUUUGGGAAGGAGGGGCAGUAAAGUCUGGAAAUUAAUGGCUGGCCAAGUUGACCUCUGGCGGUUAGAUAGAUUCGGGGGUGGGGGUUCAGGUUUUUCAUUGGUUGGUUCUGUUGGUCUGACGUUGUUCCCACCACAGGCUUCUCACUGCAAUCUGAGCUUGUCCAAUUCAGUAUUCCUCGCAGGUCUGUGCCGUUCCUUCUGCUUGCACUCAGAGAAUGGGCAACAUGAUAUUGCUGGUUGUUCGUGUUUCAUUCCUCUGGCUCCAGAACUCCACCUUGUGCCACAUCCGCUGAUCGUUCAGCUGAUCUGCAAUUGUACCACUGUCAAACCCUGGAUCCUUCUGCCUCCAGGGUUCACCCUUACGGUGUUGUUUUAAUCUCUCACCUCCCUCUUUCCUUCCCCUCCCUCCACUUACCCCCAAUCUUCUUAUGCCAUUUAAAUGUUGAUGUUGUCAAACUUUACUUGAGGAUUGUGAUUCUUAACUGUUGAAUAAAGAUUUACGAGGUGGCA